AUGCAGACCAAGGCCGCAAGGACGCGGACGGGGUCGGAACGGGCGGGCCUUCGCUCGCUUCUCCGCUUGCGCCGCCGCUUCGCUUCUGCAGCUCUCGGCUGCGCGCUCGCCCCCCGUCCAGCCUUGGCGUCGACCUCCCCAGCCCGUUGCAACGAUGCCAGUCCGGCGGCUGCUUUGCCCAUGGAAUCGAGGCCGUUGCAGACCGGCCACCCCGGGCUGAGCGAUGCAGAGAGAGAGAGAGAGAGGGAGACAGAGAGGCACAGCUGCACACAGCGCCCCCCGCCAGGACCGCAGGCGCGGGAGCACGCGGCCGAGCCGGCGGGAGCCUUGGGGCGCUUCCGGGACCGCCCCCGCCGCGGCUUGGGGAGGGCCCGGCUGCGCGGCGCCCGCGGGCGCCCGGCUGCACCUCCCGGCGGGGCCAUGCCCGGGGCGGCGGUGCGCCUGGUGCGCCUGGGCCGCGCGUCGCUGGCCGAGUCGCUGCGGGCGCAGGAGGCCGGCGUGGCGCGGCUGCUGCGGCCGGGCGCGGCGGCGGCGGCGGCGGCGGAGCGGCUGGUGCUGUGGGAGCCGGCGGGCCCGGUGUACACGGCGGGGCUGCGCGGGCCGGGCGGCGGCGCGGCGGCGGAGCUGGAGCGGCGGCUGCGGGCGCUGGGCGCGGAGGUGGCGCGGGUGGCGCGCGGCGGGCGGCUGACCUUCCACGGCCCGGGCCAGCUGGUGGCCUACCCGGUGCUGGACCUGCGCCGCCGCGGCCUGGCCCUGCGCGCCUACGUGGCCGCGCUGGAGCGCCUGGCCCGGGACGCCUGCCGCCGCCUCGGCCUGCCCGCCGCCCGCGCCCUCCCGCCGCCCCGCACCGGCGUCUGGCUGGGCGAGCGGAAGCUCUGCGCCAUCGGUGUCCGUUGUGGAAGACAUAUAACCUCGCACGGACUGGCUCUCAAUUGCUGCACCGACUUGACUUGGUUUGACCACAUUGUGCCUUGUGGCCUGGAAGGGUUGGGAGUGACCUCUCUAAGCCAGGAACUCCAGAGACACGUCUCCGUGGAAGAGGCCACAGAGCCAUUCCUGGAUGUUUUCCAAGAAGUCUUUAACUGUAGUUUAACUGAGGAACCAAGUUUAGAGGAAUGAUGUGCCCAGAAGGCUGAUAACAACACAAGAUCCCGGAUCGUCUGCUCUGUAAAUGUCAAAUUACGGUGUUUUCCUCCU
Molecule: messenger RNA, 1197 nt
Organism: Candoia aspera
Lineage: Eukaryota; Metazoa; Chordata; Lepidosauria; Squamata; Candoiidae
Gene: LIPT2
Product: lipoyl(octanoyl) transferase 2
Exons: 3
Coding region: 1-1119 (372 amino acids)
Biological process (GO): protein lipoylation
Cellular component (GO): mitochondrion
Molecular function (GO): lipoyl(octanoyl) transferase activity
Source: RefSeq, a predicted model, not a curated record